This is a messenger RNA of Microthlaspi erraticum, 1158 nucleotides long. NCBI's taxonomy places the organism in Eukaryota, Viridiplantae, Streptophyta, Magnoliopsida, Brassicales, Brassicaceae. The record is from the annotation of a GenBank genome assembly.
AUGGGGGACCAAGAAAAGAAGAAAUCAAAAGGCAAUAGAAGAAGAAUAAGAAGAAAACCAUCGGGAUCAACUUUGUCCUUUCCUGUUGAUCUAACCUCAGAGAUACUCUUAAGGCUGCCUACGAGAUCUGUUGUGAGGUUUCGUUGCGUUUCGAAGCUUUGGUCAUCAAUCACCACCGAUCCAUAUUUCAUUAACUCGUUCCAAACAAGGCGAAGUCUUCUUCUACUCUGCUUCAAAAAGGGCGACAAAGUGUCUGUUUUAUCGAUUCCGCAACACACUCAGGAUUGGGACAAGGCUUACUCUUCUUCUCUGCCUAUUGAGCGUUAUCAUAUGAAACUCCCAGGAUAUGGUUUUCAUUACCAUACGGAAUCUGUCCACGGCUUGAUCUGCUUUGAAGAUUCGCAAAAUCCCGUAGUUUGGAACCCUAGCAUGAGAAGUCUUUUAACCUUACCCAAUCCCAACAACCAUAAGAGCUGGACAUAUAAAACACUCUUUUUAGGUUACGAUCCAGUCGAAGGUAAACACAAACUUGUGUGCUUUCACUCAAAAAAGGUUUCCUACGUGUGCCGAGUUUUGACACUGGGAUCAUCACAAGAAUCAUGGAGAACGGUGAGAACAAAUAUUAAGCAACGCGUUUACUCUUACACUUGUGGGCGAUGCAUCAAUGGAAUGAUAUAUUAUAUAGCAUGUAACUGGAAGACGUUUGCUUAUGUUGUAAUGAGAUUUGAUGUCAGAUAUGAAAAAUUCGAUAUGAUUGAAAAACCAUCGAAUAUUGAUGUCGAUGUGCUGAUAAACUAUGAGGGGAGGAUAGCUUGUACUGAUACCUACAAUGACAGAAGAUUGUGGAUUUUGGAGGAUGCAGAGAAACACAAGUGGUCUAGUCAAGACUUUCUAGUGCCUUUACGUCACUGGGAUCAGCGUUUCACAAUGUGUUUUAAACUACAAGGUUUCACUCAUGCUGGUGAGUUUAUUUUUGGAUCACACUCGUAUCAAAAAUCGUCAUAUAUUGUAUCUUAUGAUCCAGUGAGAAACAGCUUUGGAAGGUUAGGUUUUAAAGGAAUUGCAAACGACGAAUUAUGCCUCGUUAAUGGAGUUGGAGACGAUACGUAUGAAGUCCAUGCUUUCCCGAAUCACACUGAGAGUCUACUGUCUUUGUAA